Lachnellula hyalina is the source of this 732-nucleotide messenger RNA. It is a transcript of the gene RRP40, whose product is annotated as Exosome complex component. The coding region runs from base 1 to 732 and encodes 243 amino acids. Gene Ontology annotation, molecular function: RNA binding. NCBI's taxonomy places the organism in Eukaryota, Fungi, Ascomycota, Leotiomycetes, Helotiales, Lachnaceae. Gene Ontology annotation, cellular component: nuclear exosome (RNase complex); cytoplasmic exosome (RNase complex). The record is from RefSeq and is a predicted model, not a curated record. The transcript is spliced from 2 exons. Gene Ontology annotation, biological process: CUT catabolic process; TRAMP-dependent tRNA surveillance pathway; U4 snRNA 3'-end processing.
AUGGCAAUUGAGCGCUUUGUCCUCCCUGGUGAGGAACUUGAUCCUGAAUCACUACCAUCACACCCAAAACUCCCGCUCAAACUCGGGCCCGGGCUACGGCACAUCCCACCAAACACAAUAACUCCAACAGUAGCGGGCCAACUAUGUACAGACAAGAAAAAGAAUGCCGUCUGGGUUGAGUUCAACGGUGGUCGCUAUACACCCACAGCUGGCGACCUCGUAAUAGCCACCAUUCAGAAAGGGUCCGCGGAGGUCUACUACGCCAGCAUCAGCGACUAUACCCCGAACGCUUCACUCCCUAACCUCUCCUUCGAAGGUGCAUCUCGAAAGACGCGCCCGCAGCUUGCUCCCGGAGCCUUGGUGUAUGCGCGGGUGACGCUGGCGAACAAGCAUAUGGAUCCCGAGCUUGAAUGCGUUUCUUCUUCCACUGGGAAAUCGGAGGGUCUGGGUCCAUUGACUGGUGGGAUGGUGUUCGAUAUCUCGCUCGGUAUGGCAAGGCGGCUGAUGUUGCCAAAACCUGCAGAUCAGGGAGGGCUGGUGUUGUUGGAGGAAUUGGGGGCGCAAGGUGCGGCUUUUGAGAUCGCUGUUGGGAGGAACGGGAGAGUGUGGGUGGAUAGUAAGAGUUUGAAGGGGACACUGGGUAUUGGACGAGCAAUUCAGGAUGUUGAUGAGAACGCUAUGACGAUUGACAACCAGAGAAAACUUGCGAGGAAAAUCGCCAGAGAGUUAUGA